GAUAUUGACCCAAACCUAUUUGCAAUUGCUACAAUUGAAAAUCUUAAUAGAUAUUUCUCUAAUUGUAAAAUUUUAAAUGCAUUUUGCAUUUUUGAUCUACAAAACUUAUUAGAAAAGGAAUUAUUAUCAAAUUAUAAAAAUGAUAAAAUUUAUAUUUUUGCUAAAUAUUAUAGGAUAAAAAAAACUAGUAAAG
Messenger RNA from Cetraspora pellucida, 193 nucleotides. The record is from the annotation of a GenBank genome assembly. Lineage: Eukaryota; Fungi; Glomeromycota; Glomeromycetes; Diversisporales; Gigasporaceae.